AUGUCCGCCCUCUCGGCUCCAGAUGCACCCCUUCAGAUUGAAUGGCAGCCGGUGCCCCUCCAGCUUGAUGCCACCGGGCAGACACAGCUUGUCAAGAAGCCCAGGACCGCUCUACAGACCUACAUUCCCGGCUGUGAGCCUGUCUGGCAGGAUACCGAUGAGGUUUCCUUACAACAGUUCUUCACAGAGCUUCAGACCUACCUCCAGCACAGCCUGCAGAGUCAGUUGAACCGAGGCAGUCAGGCACUGCUCAUUGUACAAGAGCGCCAGGCAGCACAGAAUGCUCUGAUGGCAGAAGCUCUAGAGUACAUGAGGUCGGAAGUCAACUCUGUUCAGGAAGAGCUUCGGAGGUAUGCAGAAAGAGAUGAACUGAAUGCCGAUGUUGAUGCUAUGGAGAUUGAGUGGACCAAUCCGGCCACUCCACCAGACUUUGUUGCCGAGAUACAGAAAGCUCUUGAUGAGGGAAGGUUGGUGGUGGGUAGACCAGCAACUCCGGCACCACUUUCAGUCUCCAGGUCCUCUUCCAGAGCAGCUACCAGGACAAUGCAGCGGAAGACCAGCCCCUUUGCAGCAUUUCCGGUCCGAUCCACUAGGAGAGUUAUCCCUAUUGUGCAGCCAGCGGUGGGGGCUUCACCCUUACCACCUAGCCGCUUCGGUGGAACACAUCCACUCCUUGGAGGAGCCGACCGAUCCUUUGACUAUGAAGGAGAGUUCUUCUCAGGUGCAGGCCGAGGACCUCCUAGUCCGCUAGCCAGGAACCCAGGAAGGUUUACCAUGUCUGGGGCUGCUCAACCAGCAGCAACCUCACCACUGGCCAGCAACCCGGCACCAGUAGCACCUGUGGCCCCUUCUGCUGCGGCCACCGCUCCCCCUCCAGCUCAGGCACAGGGAGGAAGUGGCGGAGAUCAGAAUCCUCCAGCUCAGGCACAGGGAGGAAGUGGCGGAAAUCAGAACCCUCCACCUCCAGCAGCCCGCGCUCCCGCUCCAGGAGAUUCGGAUAACUCUGACAGCUCAGACUCGGAACCAGAAGGUGGUAACAGAAGAAAUUGGCGGAGAUACCUUAAGAAGAAGUUGGAGAAGCAACAGAGGAAUCUGUUGGCAAUGAUGUCCCAGCAGUAUCAACCUCCGACCACCUCCCACCCUUCUACUUCCACCAGGGCUCGAGAACCAAAGGAUCUCUGA
Messenger RNA from Morchella sextelata, 1182 nucleotides. RefSeq lists its product as uncharacterized. The record is from RefSeq and is a predicted model, not a curated record. The transcript has a single exon. Lineage: Eukaryota; Fungi; Ascomycota; Pezizomycetes; Pezizales; Morchellaceae. Bases 1 to 1182 code for a protein of 393 amino acids.